GCCCAGAAUAGACGGCCCAAGGUUCCAUUUCAUCAGCUUCUGCGUCUCACUGUGAUCAAUCGGAGAUGGAGGAGACGGAGAAAGAACCGAUAAGAGCGGCUUCUGAGGAGGUCUCUCGUGAAUUCAAAACUCUUAUCAACGCAGAGGAUCUGGACUCCCUCAAGCAAUCGCAGAACCUCAUAUUGGGAAGAUUGCAGGACAGCAAUGCUGUCCUGUCGCAUUUUAAUGAUUAUUCAGAGCAUUGUUUUGCUGAGGUUUCUGGAGACUUCUCUAGAAAUACACGUCUUUUAAGGUCUAUGAAGUCGGAUCUGGAUUACAUAUUUCAGAAACUAAGGAGCAUGAAAUCAAGGAUUAUAGCCACCUAUCCAGAUGCAUUUCCAGAUGGUUCAACAGGAGAAGUACUUGACCGGAGACCUGACCUCGAAAUGCCUCAGUAACACGAGACAAUUUGUCAGCAACAUGUAUCAUGCUACCACUUGUGAAACAGAAUGUAGGAGAAACGUUUAUUUUUACCUAAUGUCCUCUCUUCUAGAUCAGACGUGAUUCAUGUUCACCAUUUCAUGCAGUUUUGGAGCUCGAAAAAGCCUAUAAUUUUCAGUUUUCAUAUAAA
Juglans microcarpa x Juglans regia is the source of this 610-nucleotide messenger RNA. Its product is annotated as kxDL motif-containing protein 1-like. Gene Ontology annotation, cellular component: BORC complex. The record is from RefSeq and is a predicted model, not a curated record. The transcript is spliced from 3 exons. NCBI's taxonomy places the organism in Eukaryota, Viridiplantae, Streptophyta, Magnoliopsida, Fagales, Juglandaceae. Gene Ontology annotation, biological process: lysosome localization. Bases 66 to 437 code for a protein of 123 amino acids.